Messenger RNA from Cylindrotheca closterium, 1263 nucleotides. The record is from the annotation of a GenBank genome assembly. NCBI's taxonomy places the organism in Eukaryota, Bacillariophyta, Bacillariophyceae, Bacillariales, Bacillariaceae.
AUGUCACCAUCACCAUUACCAUCGCUACCACGCACCAUGAUUUUAUGUUACUUCUUCCUUCUUUGUUUAUCCACCAUAACCAACCACAGCAUACAAUCUGUCAGUGCCUUUCACAAGACAACAACUGCUUCUUCACGACGAAUCAUCAACAAUGGACGAUUUAAUAAUGCUGCUGCUGCUGAUGAUGAUCAAUUGUUGUUGACAUCCACAACUUCGUCAACGGCAGAAGUUGACGAAUUCAGAUCUGAAAGAAGAACCGAUACAAGUGAAUCAUCAUCAUCAUCAUCAUCACCGUUGUCGAGAAGAGGCAUCGUUAGUGGUAUUUUGAAUCUCAAAGGGGGUUCUUCCACUGCUGCUUCUCCUGCUACGACGACUACGACUACUACCACAAGAACAAUCUUUCCACCUCCCAUUGACACUAUCAUUCCGUUUGUGCGAAACAAACAAGCAUCAGCAACGACAACCUCUGACUCUGAUACUUCCACUACUACUACUACUACUACCACUACUUCCUUGCAAACAUUUCUGAUCCAACACAAGACCACCCUCCUGACCAUGGUACUCAUGGGAUUCUCAGGAGUGGUCGAGGCCAUUUGUUACCGUCGUUUCAAAAUGUAUCCCAACAUGAUGACGGGGAAUACCAUCAAAGCCAUGGAUGCCAUCACUUCCUUAAAUUGGCAAGGGAUUCAAGUAUCCUUGGGGUUGAUUGGAUCCUACAUGAGUGGGGCCACACUUUACAAGUGUUUGGACCGGGCAAGGAUAUUCCAAAGCAGGAACAAUCAUCGUCGUAGUAUUCCCAACUUGGUGUGGUUGUCGGCCAUUAGUUUUCUCUUGUUUGGAUGGUCGGACGUUGUCGGUAUGACGUCUAACAUGGACGUUUUGCGACUCUUGCCCAUGGCCACUGCCUUUGGAAUGAUCAAUUGUGCGACGCAAGAAAUGACUGGUUUUGUCACCAAUGCGGCGACCGGGCAUUUGGGAAAGAUUGGAUUUGGAUUGGGGGAAUCUCUUGUCAUGAAUAUGCUUCCUCGGGCCGAUCAUGUUGUCGAUCAGAAGACCAUUCAGUAUGGAAUUACCAGUGCACUGACGAUUGGAUCCUUCAUCACGACUGUCAUCAUUACCAAUCUCAUUGGUUUGUGGCUAGAUGCCAAACAUUCAUGGGUGUAUUCACGAUUACCACCCUUGGGAUUGAGUUUGGGUGCUGCCUAUACCAUUUUGUUGACAAGCUACCACUACUUUUUCGAAAAGGACGUCGCAUGCAAAUGA